GGGUUGGGUGACCUUCACAGUUAGAGAUGUUUAUAAUUUUCACAGUAAUCAAAAACAAGAUUUUUUCAUUUUCUGAAUAAUUUAAGUCAAACAAUAUUAAUAAUUCGAUAAUUUCUUGAAAUAACGUUUCGGUAUGAAUAUCGAGGAAAAAGAUGAAGAAAAAGAAGGAAAAAAGCCGAUAAUUGUUAGAAAUUCAACAGAUCUACAACGUCUGAAGCUGGAAAAGUUGAUGAGAAAUCCAGAUAAACCAGUCUUAAUUCCAGACAGACCAAAAGAAAGAGGAAUGCCCAAUGUUCCAGAUUUUGUUAGAAAUGUUAUGGGAUCUAGUGCAGGAGCAGGUUCUGGUGAAUUCCAUGUCUACAGGCAUUUACGAAGAAAGGAAUAUGCUCGACAGAAAUAUAUGAAAGAAAGAGCAGAAAAGGAUAAAUUAGAAGAAGAGUACCAUGUUAAAUUGGAAGAAAAUAAAAAACUUGCAGAAGAGAGGACAGCUAGAAAACGAUUGAAGAGACUCAAAAAGAAAAAGACAAAAAAAAGCAACACAAAGAAAAUCAAAUCUACUGAGCCAAAACAAUCGUCAUCAUCAGAAGAAAGUGAUAACUGUACAACUACAGAAGAUGAAAGUGCAAAGGAAAGUUCAGACUACAAUGAGGCACAUCAAAAAUCUGAAAGCCAAACUGUGGAACAAGAAAAUGUUAGUGAUGUUAUAUCACUUGUAUCAAAUAAUACAGGUAUUUCUGAGGAAAGUAGUAAGGAAAAUAUUCAGUGAAAAUAUAUUGCAGUGUAUCAUUUAUUUCACUUUCACUUUUUCUCAUCAUAUGUUGUAAGUUGAAACUAUUUAUUGUUGCACAAUAUAUUGUAUUUUCUUAUAGAAUUAUUUCAGAAACACACAAAUAAAUGGUGAUUUCAUGAG
Messenger RNA from Phaedon cochleariae (mustard beetle), 910 nucleotides. NCBI's taxonomy places the organism in Eukaryota, Metazoa, Arthropoda, Insecta, Coleoptera, Chrysomelidae. The record is from the annotation of a GenBank genome assembly.